AUGGCGUUUGAAGUUGAAGUCGAAUCAGAGAUUCUCGAGGAAUCGGGGAGCCAUUCCGAGCUAGAGCAGGACGAGAUUCACUCUCAAGCUUCCCUGGAUGAGGCCGAGCAGGAGCUGUUUGUUGACAUCGUGAUUACAACUAAUCGGGACUCGCACAUCCUCGGGCUGGACGAGGUGCCUGGCAGGUGUGAUGCCGCUGUGACCCCUGCCGCUUCCGCCACUGAUUUCUGCUGCAAGCUCCUUGUUCCUGCAUACUACGCAGGAGGAAUGAUCGGCAAGCGAGGAAAGAACAUGACACAGAUCGAAAAGCUGACUCAGACGAGCAUGAGCAUGUCUGGCGUCGACGUUUUCUUUCCAGGCACUCAAGACCGCAUGCUUACCAUCUUCGCGGCAACGAAACGGAGCUUCCACAGUGGCGUGGAAGCCAUCGUCAGGGAGAUGUGGAGAAUGAGCCAGCAACCUGGGCAAGCGCAACAGAACCACCAUUUCGUCUUCAAGCUCGUCGUCCCAAACUCAGCCGCCGGCAAGAUCAUCGGCCGUGAUGGCAGCAACACGCGCGAGAUGAAGAGAGAAACGGGCUGUCGCAUCAGCAUCAGCCGGCGAAAUCCAGGUAUCCAAGAGCGAGUUGUUGUUCUACUUGCAAGCAAGGACGGAUGCCUUGUCCAAGGAGCCGUGACUGUUCUGGAGUGCAUCCAAGACGACCCGCAUCUGCAUGAGCACAUGGAUUUCAAGUAUGAUGUGGAGCUUCCCCUUGGUUGCUGGGAUUGCGGCAAGCCGGGCCCUGCUGAACCAGAUGCAGAGCUGAUGUCCCUGGAGGAAGCCAGAGUAUUGCCCAAACGAUGCAUCGUGGAACACCUCAUGAAGGCUGCUCCGAGAGAGAUACUCGUCCGACACCGCCUGCUUGGUGGUAUCAGGAAGAUUCUCAAGGUGAAGACCCAUGAGAUGAUUCUGGCUGCUUUGGAAGAAGCUUUGCGCAGUCUUCCGGACCAGAAUGAGGAGACGCUCAAGCCUAGACCGACAUCAGGUAUGCUGCCGGUGGGACUUCUCAGACAGCCGUAA
Messenger RNA from Symbiodinium sp. CCMP2456, 1059 nucleotides. The record is from the annotation of a GenBank genome assembly. NCBI's taxonomy places the organism in Eukaryota, Dinophyceae, Suessiales, Symbiodiniaceae.